ACUACAGGUCGACUCACCACCUCACCACCAAUGGCUUCUAUGAGUUCCUGAACUGGUUUGAUGAAAGAGCCUGGUACCCUCUGGGCAGGAUAGUAGGGGGCACAGUUUACCCAGGCCUUAUGGUCACAGCGGGCCUUAUCCACUAUGUGCUCAACCUGCUGCACAUUACUGUCCACAUCCGAGACGUGUGUGUGUUCCUUGCCCCAGUGUUCAGCGGCCUGACCUCCAUCUCCACCUUUCUGCUGACAAGGGAGCUGUGGAACCAGGGAGCGGGGCUGCUGGCAGCCUGCUUCAUCGCCAUCGUCCCCGGCUACAUCUCUCGCUCCGUGGCUGGCUCCUUUGACAAUGAAGGCAUUGCUAUCUUUGCCCUGCAGUUCACCUAUUACCUCUGGGUGAAGUCUGUGAAGACGGGAUCUGUCUUCUGGGCCAUCGGAUGCUGUCUUUCCUACUUCUACAUGGUUUCAGCUUGGGGCGGCUACGUGUUCAUCAUCAACCUUAUUCCUCUUCAUGUAUUUGUCCUGCUGCUCAUGCAGCGCUUCAGUAGGAGAGUCUACAUAGCAUACAGCACCUUCUACAUCAUCGGCCUGGUCCUGUCCAUGCAGAUCCCCUUUGUGGGCUUUCAGCCAAUCAGGACCAGUGAACACAUGGCCGCAGCAGGUGUGUUUGUACUGCUUCAGGUCUACGCCUUCUUGCAAUACCUGAAGGACAGACUGACCAGGCAGGAGUUCCAGACUCUUUUCUUCUUGGGAGUGUCUCUGGCUGCUGGAGUGGUUUUUCUCUCCGUCAUCUAUCUGACAUACACAGGGUACAUUGCUCCAUGGAGUGGGCGCUUCUACUCCCUCUGGGAUACUGGCUACGCUAAGAUCCACAUUCCCAUCAUAGCAUCAGUGUCUGAGCACCAGCCCACCACAUGGGUGUCCUUCUUCUUUGACCUUCACAUCCUCGUCUGUACUUUCCCAGCAGGCCUUUGGUUCUGCAUUAAGAACAUCAAUGAUGAACGUGUCUUUGUGGCCUUGUACGCUAUCAGCGCUGUGUAUUUUGCUGGCGUGAUGGUGCGGCUGAUGCUGACCCUGACUCCAGUGGUGUGCAUGCUGUCGGCGGUGGCCUUCUCCAGUGUCUUUGAACACUACCUGGGUGAUGACAUGAAGAGACAGAGCCCGCCUGCAGAAGACAGCAGCGACGAGGAUGACAGGAAAAACGCAGGCAACCUCUACGACAAGGCUGGGAAGGUGCGUAAACAUGUAUCAGAGCAGGAGAAGGCAGAGGAGGGCCUGGGCCCCAACAUCAAGUCCAUAGUCACCAUGCUGAUGCUGAUGCUGCUCAUGAUGUUUGCUGUCCACUGUACCUGGGUCACCAGUAACGCCUACUCCAGCCCCAGUGUAGUCUUGGCCUCCUACAACCAUGAUGGCUCUCGUAACAUCCUGGAUGACUUCAGAGAGGCCUACUACUGGCUGAGGCAGAACACAGACGAGCAUGCCAGAGUGAUGUCGUGGUGGGACUAUGGCUACCAGAUAGCAGGCAUGGCCAACAGGACCACGCUGGUGGACAACAACACGUGGAACAACAGUCAUAUAGCACUGGUGGGCAAAGCCAUGUCAUCCAAUGAGACUGCAGCCUACGAAAUCAUGAGGUCACUGGAUGUUGACUAUGUCCUUAUCAUCUUUGGAGGCGUGAUUGGCUACUCAGGCGAUGACAUCAACAAGUUCCUGUGGAUGGUGCGCAUCGCAGAGGGGGAGCACCCCAGGGACAUCAGGGAAAGCGAUUACUUCACCCCCCAGGGAGAGUUCAGAGUGGAUAAAGCCGGCUCCCCCACCCUGCUCAACUGCCUUAUGUACAAGAUGUCUUACUACCGCUUUGGAGAGAUGCAGUUGGACUUCCGGACGCCACCAGGCUUUGACCGGACCCGCAACGCCGAGAUCGGCAACAAGGACAUCAAGCUGAAGCACCUGGAGGAAGCCUUCACUUCAGAGCACUGGUUGGUCAGGAUUUACAAGGUCAAAAAGCUGGAGAACAGGGACCGUGUGGAGCACAAGCUGCGAGGCACCGACACCACCAAGCAGAAGUACACCUCCAAAAAGACAGCCAAGAGGAAGCGGGGAUAUGUCAAGAACAAGCUUUCCCUCAAGAAGGGCAAGAAACUGACCAAGAAAUCUUUAUAGGAAGUCCACCACCAACAGAGGCAGACUGUGGACGGGAGGGAGGAAGAAAAUCUUACACACAGAACUCUCAACAAUAACACGCAGCAGCAACAGUAAAAUUUAAAAACAUCCACCAAUCAAGACGAUUAAGGAACACCGGAGCUUCUCCAGACCCCUGUCAUCCCGAGCGUCCUCACCUGGAGGCCCAGGCUGGAAAUGUCAUCAUCACCCAGGAAACCACAGAAAGCGCUGAACCCCAGCUGACCUUUGACCUGAUAAGUGGGGCCGAGGAGAAGAGACGGAGAACUGGAGAUGUCUGCAAGUCCGAGAUCCUCCCCACGCUGGUUUUAACCUGAGGAACUGUGACCUUUGACUCGCUUUUCUUUUGUACUUGAACGUGAUGGGAGACGGAGAGCAAGAGAGAUUAGCUGUCCUUCAUCCAGGGACUCUGUUUGGGGCGGCUCUAUGCAUUGCAUCAAUCACACAGAUAUAGAAAAUCAAUCACUUCACUGUGUCUCAAAUUCACCAGUAAAACCCUAAACUGGCUCCAACUGGGCAUCUUCUUGGUGAGCAUUCAUCUGAACUCGUACUGCUGCGCUGACAGGACACAUUCUUUGAGGAAAAUUCUGGUUUGAUGAAACCUGGCUCUUAUUUUCAUAGCUUACAUCAGCUGUAACACUAUGCUGACAGUGACAUGAUUAAAAAGAAGUCCAGCAGAAACAUCCCAUCAGACAGGUUGUAAACAAACCUCCAGGUUGGAUCAAAGACAACUAAAUGAACAAUUACAGCCCACGUUGUUAUUAACUUCCAUUGUAGUUUAUGGGGGAGUUUCCUCCGUCAACUUUAAUUAUCAUACUCGACUUAAUUGCGCCAUUCUUCUCCACAAUUAGUUAUUUUUCCAUAAACGUAUUCUCUUUCAGUUUUAGCAACCAUGUAAAGGAUGUUGAAGGCUGAAUGGUGUGGGACUACAAGAAGCAGAUUUUUUUAAGAGUGCCAGAGACAUCCUAACUUUCGUAAGGAGACUCCAAAAACACUAGAACCUACAUUUCCCAUAAUGCAGCUGGAUGGCUGAUCGUAAAAUCAGUGGCAUUGCAGCUUUAAAGUCGUCUGUUUACAACCUUCUUGAUCAGCUGACUUCUUGCUUCUUGGCUUUAAUACAAAUACGGCCACAACUAUGAAAGUAAGCCAGGAAUAAAUCCGAAUUAUCCUUAAAGCUAUGUGCACUAUUAUCUGUAGUGUCCGUACUUUACAGAGAGAUGACCACGGUUGAGUUUAACAUGAACAUAUCUCUAUUGGGAAGCCAUGCCAAGACAUGAGGCCUACUUUUUAUCACUUAAAAAUGAUUAAUGAAUGAAUAUGUGCUCACACAGUUGGACACAAUCCAUCUCAGUCUGUGAGUAAGUCUCACCAGUAACACUAGCAAACAGCGCUGCAAACUGCAGGUUUCCUGAACAACCAGGUCAGCCUGACGGUGAAUUAGACUGAGCAGGAUUGAGUGCCACUGUCAUAAAUCAUUUGGGAUUCACUACCACUUUAAAGUUAAUGGAGACCAUGUGCUUGCUUUUUGUUUUGUUAGCAGCUUAUGCUAACAGGGGAUGUGUGUCAUGUCUGUCAUUGUGACCAUUAAAAAGCCAUUUGAAGUGUAGCGCUCAUUUGCAAACUAAAACAAUGUGAAGGGAAAGCAGCAGCACAAACACCCAGCUGUUAGUCCACGCAGCCUGCUGUCAGAAUGUGUCCCUGAGGCCUGAUUCCCUUUCAUCUCCUGUCACAUGUCCCACUGCACUCUGUAGAUACCAGACGGCUUCUCCCUCCACAGGUAUAGAACCAGGAUCAAACACUCUGCUCUCACUGCUCAUUCCCUCGUGAAUUUAGAAGAAUGUCCUCUGAGCUGUCAGCAGCAGCAGCAGCAGGAGUUUGUGUGGUUUCAGAGGGUUACACCAACAUUACAUUCUAGUGGUUCAUUUGAAUUGGAUGAAUUCUCACUGGUUUCUAAUUUGUUCCCUCUGUAAACCGAACCAUCUAUCAUUUAAUCCGCCUUAUUCCAUCUCUUUAAGAUACUCACGUCCAUCUUGCGUGGCCUGACUUGGAUUCUGUUGUGAGGCUUAUUCAGAAAACCAAUGUCAGAGACUCCAGGUGGAAAGGACAGAAAAGGCCUUAAAAUAAAAAAUGAAAAAAAUCAUAUCGUCUCCAGAGCUGCACAGUCAGCGGGUGUAUUUAUUACAUGGACGACGGGGGCUGCGGUGAUUAAAGCGAGUGCAGCAUCCUAUCACGUAAUGCAAGGGUUUUAUUUGGUUUUGAUUUUUCCAAGUCAAAGGUUCUUCCAUCAAUUGUAAUGAUCUGGAUGCAGGUGUGAGAAUGAAACAUGCCUUUUUGAAUAAAGAGGUUGAAAUAA
Messenger RNA from Stegastes partitus (bicolor damselfish), 4530 nucleotides. RefSeq names its product dolichyl-diphosphooligosaccharide--protein glycosyltransferase subunit STT3B. Gene Ontology annotation, cellular component: membrane. Gene Ontology annotation, biological process: post-translational protein modification. NCBI's taxonomy places the organism in Eukaryota, Metazoa, Chordata, Actinopteri, Pomacentridae. The coding region runs from base 120 to 2159 and encodes 679 amino acids. The transcript is spliced from 15 exons. The record is from RefSeq and is a predicted model, not a curated record. Gene Ontology annotation, molecular function: dolichyl-diphosphooligosaccharide-protein glycotransferase activity.